CGUCAUCAUGUGGCGCCUGAAAGCCAUUUUCAGUUCCGCUGUCGCAAUGGAAUCAAACAAGGACGAGGCGGAACGCUGUAUAGAAAUUGCCGUCUCGGCGCUCCAAAAUCAUCAGCCCGACAAGGCUCGUAGGUUCCUGGAGAAGGCGCAAAAAUUAUUUCCUACGCAGAAGGCGCAGCGUUUAUUAGAAUCUUUAACUCUGAAUGGAAAUCCGCAUGGCAGUAAUAAUAACUGUGGAGAAAACGAAGGCAAUGGAGUUCGACACCGAGCUGCCAGCGCUGGAGAGGAAAGAUCAGAAGACAGUGCCACAGAUGGAACCAAGUCAUAUACAGCAGAACAACUGGAUGCAGUCAAACAGAUAAAGAAGUGCAAAACUUAUUACGAGACUCUGGGAGUCACUAAAGAUGUGUCCUAUGACGAUUUAAAGAAAGCAUACCGAAAACUGGCUUUGAAAUUUCAUCCAGAUAAAAACCAUGCUCCAGGUGCUACAGAGGCUUUUAAAGCUAUCGGAAAUGCGUAUGCCGUUCUUAGUAACACCGAAAAGCGGAAGCAGUACGACCUUUAUGGCGAGGAGAAAGUUCAACACUCGCGUCAUGGCCAUUCUCAUCAUGGUUUUGAGGCAGAUAUUUCGCCAGAGGAUCUCUUUAACAUGUUCUUCGGCGGUGGAUUCCCAUCUAGCAAUGUCCAUGUUUAUAGUAAUGGCAGGAUGAGAUUUGGACAUAACCAGAGGCAUGAACGAAGAGAACAACGGAGAGAUGGAAGCCUUGCUCUGUUUGUUCAGCUGAUGCCCAUCCUCGUCCUAAUUAUAGUUUCAGCUCUUAGCCAGUUGAUGGUGUCCAGCCCCCCCUACAGUCUCAGCCACCGGCCAUCCUCAGGGCACACGAACAGAAGACAAACAACUAAUCUGAAAGUGCCUUACUAUGUAGGUGACCACUUUUCAGAAGAAUAUACUGGAAAGCAUCUCAAAAAUGUUGAGCAAAGUGUGGAGGAUGACUACAUUUCAAACCUUCGAAAUAACUGCUGGAAGGAAAAGCAACAGAAGGAAGGACUGUUGUAUCGGGCACGCUAUUUUGGAGAUUCAGACUUAUACCAAAGGGCCCAGAAGAUGGGUACACCCAGCUGUUCAAAGCUGUCAGACAUUCAGGUCCUUUUACAUGGACACUAAAAAACAAGAAAGUCCAUAUUUAAAGGUGACCAACUAUAACCUUACCAAACAAAUUUUUGGAAAUUUGCACCAGUUCAAGAAAAGAAAAAGUUAGCAGCAGCCACGGUUCUCUUUCCUCUUUCCCAUAAUGAUGAAGUGUGACAUCAUUGGGUAGCUGAAAAGAUCUGAAGCACAGCACUAACAGUUAAUUGUGCUGAUAUGAAAGUAAUUGGUAAUGCUAUAUGAAUGUGAAACAAACAAAUAGGUAUAUUAUAAAUGGUAAGUUACGCGCCACACGUAAUGCCUUUUACUUUGUCCAUGCAUCCAAGUUUUCUGUUAAGCAAGUUGUAAAAUCUCAUCUGAGCCAGUUCAUUUUUUUUUUUUUUAUUGAACUGCAAGAACAUCAAGAAAGCCUUAUUUGGAUUUUUGCCAUUUGUUAUUUAAUUCCUCACUGUAGAUUACCUGUUGGAUUUUUUUUUAAGAAGCCUUUGAGAUUAAUGGAGAUUUUGCCCUGUAUUUAUUAAAAUUUAAAUCACCUA
Silurus meridionalis is the source of this 1683-nucleotide messenger RNA. It is a transcript of the gene dnajb12a, whose product is annotated as DnaJ heat shock protein family (Hsp40) member B12a. NCBI's taxonomy places the organism in Eukaryota, Metazoa, Chordata, Actinopteri, Siluriformes, Siluridae. Gene Ontology annotation, biological process: cellular response to misfolded protein. The transcript is spliced from 9 exons. Bases 8 to 1165 code for a protein of 385 amino acids. Gene Ontology annotation, cellular component: endoplasmic reticulum membrane. Gene Ontology annotation, molecular function: Hsp70 protein binding. The record is from RefSeq and is a predicted model, not a curated record.